UAUAAAAGGAAAGUCAAAGGAAGUUGAAAGAAAACGCAAUAAAACGAACCUUCUAUGAAUAUUCUUUUGUACCGUGGUCUACGUUGAUUCAUCUUGAAAACAAAUUGAAAAUCCCGAAUAAAAGUUCCUAUUGUCCUAUCUGUGGUUAUGUUUGUCAAGGGUUCAAUUUAUUUUAAUAUAUAUACUUUUGAACUGUAAACGGUGCCGAAUACCGAGGAAUUUUGUAAAUGACUUGGCAAAACGUGACACUAUUUUUAUAUAUCUACCACGUCAUCGAGCUGAACGGGAAAAGGCACUUUAACGGUAAAAUAUGUGUUCAUUGGAACUUUUAAUAUUGUAAUCUGAGCAAAACAUGUCAGAAAGGAAAGUGGAUACAGAAAUUGUGCGGCAGCAGUAUACAAACGAUACGAGCCUCAUUGAUGAAGCUGAAAUUAUUGAUGUGUCUGUUUUUGAUUUUGAUGACCGUGAUGGCUGGUUGUACAUACCAUCAGAAUAUAAAAUGGAAUCCACUGUUCAUGAUUUGUACACCUGGUUAAAAACUGAACCAGAGUUAACUUUUUCAGCUAAUAAAAAAUCUAUUGAUACAAGAACAUUUACGAGAUCGAAAAAGCGGUCUAGUAGAACUACUUUUGAAUCUAUUUUGGAAUCUUUAUCUUCACCUGUGUCAAAUACAUGGAAAACUUCGAAUUUUUCAAAUAUAGAGGAAGAUUUAAGCAAAUAUUCAGACAUAUCUACUACGAACAAAGAAGAAGCUGUGCCUCCUAUGUUAAAAAUGGCACCUAAUACAAGUAUUAAUUUUCUUCCUGAUGAGCCUGUAACAUCAGGUCAAGAAAGCAUGGAAGUAUUCUUAAAUAUGUCUCAAUCAAAGGGAAUUGACUCAUUUAUUAAUUUAAUGGAACCUGGCCUUAGUGAUCCACUGAUGAACGUUUCACAACCUUCUAUUUUUUAUUCAUCUAUCACUUCAUUACCUAGAGAUGAUUCAUUACAUAAUACAGAAUGUAGCAGAGAUGAGGAAUCUUUAAAUAUAACUCAGUUGUGCAGUCAAGAAAUUUACAAGUGUGAAGAUAUUAAAGAUUCAAAUGUCAAUGAAACUUUCUUAAAAAGUGAUGAAGCAGACAAUAACAAAAGCUACUGCCUGAGCACAACGAAUAAGACGUUUACAAAUAAAUCUGAUGACAUUGGAAGAGAAUUAAAUGAAACUUAUAAUGCUGAUGAAGCUUCUGCAAUGGUUGUGUUAUCAAAUUCAGAUAAAGAUAGAUUUAGUAUAACUAAGUUGUCUUCCACAUAUGUAAAUAAAGAUGAUACUAAUACACAAAUAUUACAAUCAGAAAAUAGUGAGAGAAAAGAAUUAUGCAAUUUAAACACUACAUAUCCUUCGGUUUUCCAAAAAGCAGAAAAUUCGCAUAUUUUAGAUACUACAUAUUGUACAGCAGAUAAUGAAAAAGCAAUCAAUGAUAUAAUUUCAACUGAUAAAAAUGAUAUACAAUGUGAUAAAGAUCAAGUAUACGAUUUGCAAAAAAGUAUAGUUCAUGAUGUAUUGAAAGAUAAUGAACCUCCCAUACCUUCUACAGAUUCUUCUUUUACACUUCACGAUGAUGCUUUUAACCCUAUAUUCAAGUUGCCUAUUCCUCUUUGCAACCAGUCAACUCCUAAAAAUAUAGACAUGUUAAAUUUCACGUAUAGAACGAUUACCAAGCCUAAGCCUUUAGAAUCAUCUCGAGUAUACAACACAGCUUUAAAUUUAAGCAAUAAAGCGCAGACAUUAUUAAGGAAAGAAUUAUUAUCAGAAAUAUACAAAAGUGGAGAUCAUAGACUGGAUUGUACCUUCAAUCAUGUAAUUAAAGAAGACCAAAUUGGGAAGACUAAGAAGGAAAUCAAUGAGGCUGUGAGCCAGAAUGUCAAGAAUGAUAUUCCUAUAGAAAAUAGAUAUAAUACAUAUAAAAAGGAAUCACCAAUUAACAAAAUUAAACCUCAUGCCGAAAUAGCAGACGAGGCAGGAGCUUGUAUUAAAAAUUCGCCAGAAAAGAAAUAUUAUACAUUCACAAAAAAGAGUAGUAAUCAUGGUGGCAAAACUGACAUGGAAAAUGCAGAAUCAUUUGAUAACGCGGACGCUACAUUCGUAAAACCAUUUUCAAAAUUACAGAAGCGGAAGCAACAUAUGUCGCGGACGUUUUCAAAAUUGCCACAGUUUCUUCAAAAGUCUAAUCCGAAUCUUGUAUCCAAUUCAUUGAAAACUGUUAACAUAACAGGUACAAAUGUGUCUAACUAUGGAUACAUGAAAGGUUCGCAACCAAACAUUGUAAGAGACGUUGAAAAAACUCUAGUAAAUAAAUUGUAUUCUCUCGGAAAAAUGAGAAGUGGUUCUGAACAACGCCUUUUAGAAUUGAACACAGGCGUUGGGGAACUUCAAGUAUUAGGUGCUGCAGGAUCUACAGAAAGUAUUGAAAGUACACACAGUGCUCAUAGUGCACCUGAUUUAGAUGAUAGACUCAGUACAUGUUCGGAUAGUAGCCACAAUUCAUAUACAACACAGCCAAUGAAUAUUGAACAACUGCAUCAGAUAGUACGGAUGCAAGAAGAAAGUUUGAAACAAGAUGCAACAUCUGGAUUAAAUAGGCGAGUUUUGGAAAGUGCUUGGGUUGGUGUAAAAAAAGAUUUGUCUUCUCCUAUACUAAAAAAUGGUAUUGAUAAAUGUGACAGUGAUUCACCAUUAAGUAUUGACUCCAAUGUUAAAACAAGCUCUCCAAUAUUAAGUCCUACAAGAUCUAGUCAGUCAAUAAAUACUGAUGAUCUAACUACAGAAACUGUAUUGAAACAACAGAAUGAAGUAGAUAUGGUAAAAAAAGUUGAAGCUUUUAAUAAACCAACUAUGAAAGUUGAAAAUAAAACGAGACUGCGACAACCAACAAAUUGGAACACAGGCAAUAGACCUUCAAAUCUUAUGAGUGCUAUUCCUAGACCACCAUCACGCAUACCAGCACCUAGAUUUGUCAGGCCAACCACAAAGAAUAUCCAAGGAGAUAUAAAACGAGGAUAUAUGUAAAAUUAUAAGGAGUAUCCAUAAUCAAAGUAUGCGUUUUUAAAUAAUAUUCGUAAUUUAAUCUGUAUUCAUACUGCAAUUUGUAUAAAAGAUGUUUUAAGUUAUGACCUUGGAGGGAAGAUGAUAAAAUUCAGUAUUAUUAGAUUUUCAAGAAUAAUAAAAAAUAAAAGAAAUUGAAUUUAUAUCAUACUCCUAACCUUUUUGAGAUUAUUUAUGUUUAUAAAGAAAACAACAAAUUUAAAAAUGAAAUAUCUUUAUGACAAUUUGAUGUACAAAUUUUUUUAUCAAAUGAUCUGUUGAAAGACUAUUUAGAAUAUAAUGUUUCAUGUAAACCUUCUUUUAUCUAAAUUGCUUUUUUUAAAAUAUUCAGAUAUUUAAAACCAAAAAUUACCCCUCCAAAUUUUUAGCUUUUCAGUAAUUAUUUAUAGAGUCCUUAUAUUUCAAUUUGAAUGAUUUUCAUAUAUUGCGAAAAUGCAAAAAUAUAAUGAAUAUGAAUUGCUAUAUUUGCAGCAUGAGAUAAUCCCUGUUACAUGUGUAGAUAUAUAAAAAUCAUUUUUUAUAAAAAUGUUGUUAAAUAUAAAAUGGAAUUGUAUGUCAACAAGAGAGUAUAUGCACGAUGUGUGUAUUCCACUUACAGGGUUAAUAAUAUACCAGUAACAUGCUGUGUGUAGCUAUAAGAGAAAUUUUUGGAUCUGACAUUUUUAUAAACUUUUUUGUCAGGAAAAUCACGUGAAACAGUGAGAAUGGACUGAUAUGAAAAGUAUUUAAACCUAAGAAAGUAUUUAGAAAUAAGUUUAUUUUAUACUAUUA
Bombus pascuorum is the source of this 3850-nucleotide messenger RNA. RefSeq lists its product as uncharacterized. The record is from RefSeq and is a predicted model, not a curated record. Lineage: Eukaryota; Metazoa; Arthropoda; Insecta; Hymenoptera; Apidae. The transcript is spliced from 7 exons. Bases 353 to 3043 code for a protein of 896 amino acids.